This is a messenger RNA of Populus euphratica (Euphrates poplar), 2151 nucleotides long. Its product is annotated as protein decapping 5-like. Gene Ontology annotation, cellular component: P-body. The transcript has 8 exons. Gene Ontology annotation, biological process: cytoplasmic stress granule assembly; P-body assembly. The record is from RefSeq and is a predicted model, not a curated record. NCBI's taxonomy places the organism in Eukaryota, Viridiplantae, Streptophyta, Magnoliopsida, Malpighiales, Salicaceae. The coding region runs from base 165 to 1901 and encodes 578 amino acids. Gene Ontology annotation, molecular function: mRNA binding.
AAACGACUUAAACAAGAAGGCUUGCCCCUUUAUUAAAGCCAAAACACAAAGAAAGAAAGAAAGACACACCCUUUGCAUCUAUUGCGUUCACUUUUUUUCUUCCAUUUCUACUUUGGCAAAGAAACAAGAAAGCAUCAAUCUUUAUUUGAUAUUGUUUUCAAGUCAUGGCAGCUACAACAGCAGAGGCAGCACGAUCUUCUUCUUCUACAGGUAGUGGUGGUGGUGGGUCAUCAUCAGCAGAUUCCUAUGUAGGUAGCUUGAUUAGCUUGACUUCAAAGUCUGAGAUUCGUUAUGAAGGCGUUCUUUUUAACAUCAACACUCAAGAAUCCACCAUCGGCUUAAGAAAUGUAAGAUCGUUUGGAACGGAAGGGCGGAAAAAAGAUGGCCUGCAAGUACCUCCAAGCGAUAAAAUUUAUGAGUUCAUACUCUUCCGAGGAACUGAUAUCAAGGAUUUGCAGGUCAAGUCUUCUCCACCUGUUCAGACUGCAACACCCGUGCACAGUGAUCCUGCAAUCAUCCAGUCUCAGAAUCCUCAAGCAGCAACUGCAUCCAUGAAUUUGCCUUCUUCUGGUAAUGGAUCUCUAACAGAUCCAAGUUCCCAUGCUUCAUCCAGUGGUCUUCCCAGGCCAACAUUUCAAGGUAGUCUUCCCCAAUAUCAGCCUGAUGCGAGUUUAGAAUCAUGGGGUCCAUCACAUCUCCUUCCAACCACAAAUGGUAGUGGGCUUGCCAUGCCAAUGUAUUGGCAGGGGUACUAUGGGGCCUCCAAUGGAGUUCAGGCCCCACAGCAAGCUUUGCUUCGACCCCCACCUGGCUUGUCAAUGCCACCUUCCACGAUGCAAUCUGUGCAGUAUCCUGCCAUGAAUGCAUCCAACACUUCAGCUUCUCCAUUGUUAGAAAGCCCCCCUUUGUUGCCACCAUUUAGUACAAGCACCUUAAAUUUGCAGACUUCUACUCUUCCUUCUUCACGGUCUUCUGCGAUCGUUUCAGACUCAACAAAUUUAACUCCUGAUAGGGUUUCUACUCAAACACUUCCUAGUAACUUGCCAUUGGCAUCCCCAUUGACUACUGGUGUAGAUAAAAUUGCUAUUGCAUCACCAGGUUCUUACCUGCCCAAGACAGUCCCAGAUCCAAUAAUGCCUUUUAAAAGAAUGUCUGAACCUCCAUCCUUCAUCAUGAGGACAUCAAGUUCAGUUUUGAACGAGGGAAAAACACAUCUGGUGACACCAGGCCAAUUUUCGCAGCCUGGCCCUCCCAUUGUUCCCUCACUGCAGUCUUCACAGAUAACUCAAAAGGAUGUUGAGGUGGUGCAGGUAUCAUCACCAGAAUUGUCAGCACCGCCACCAACAACAGCUGCAGCAGAAGUGCAGAAACCCAUAUUACCUCUACCUUCACAACCUGAACAUAAGGUAUAUGGAGCGCCUAUGUACACUUAUCAUACUAGUAGAGGAGGACGUGGAAGGGGAAGAGAAAAUGAGAUUUCGCGUUCUGCUACCAGAUUCGAGGAGGAUUUUGAUUUUACAGCAAUGAAUGAGAAAUUCAAUAAGGACGAAGUAUGGGGUCACCUUGGUAAGAGCCACAAAGCUCAAGACAGGAAUGAUUUGCUAGAUGAAGAUGAUGUUGGAUCAUCGAAACUUGAGACCAGGCCUGUUUAUGUGAAGGAUGACUUUUUUGAUUCCAUAUCAUGUGAUGCUCUUGAUGGUGGAUCACGUAAUGGGAGAGCUAGAUUUUCCCAGCAGUCGAGAAGAGAUACUGAUGCAUUUGUUAAUUUCUCCCACCAUUGGGGUGGUCGAGGAGGUUGGGGACCUGGCCGAGGUGGUCGAUCACGUGCUGGUUAUUAUGGAAGAGGCUAUGGUUAUGCUGGUCGUGGCCGGGGUUAUGGCCUGUCACACGGUUCCUUUUAAUUAUCACUCGAGCUUACAGUGUAAUAUUUAGUUCCUGUCAAAGUCUUACAAUAACCGACACAGAGUUUAUAGUGUACUGGUCGGUUUGGUGCUUGGACUUUGCAAUGCAAUAUUAACCUGUCACCAAAUGGUAAUGCCCUGCCGAUUUGGAGAUAUCUAUAAAUGGUUGUGUACCUGUUUAUCUAGUAGCUCACUUGGGAAUUGUUCUGGGAAUAAACAAAAGAACCCAAAACAGAGAAGGGAUUUUCAG